Messenger RNA from Apiotrichum porosum, 252 nucleotides. RefSeq lists its product as uncharacterized. The transcript has 3 exons. NCBI's taxonomy places the organism in Eukaryota, Fungi, Basidiomycota, Tremellomycetes, Trichosporonales, Trichosporonaceae. The record is from RefSeq and is a predicted model, not a curated record. The coding region runs from base 1 to 252 and encodes 83 amino acids.
AUGCGGUCUGGUCAAGAUCCUGCCCUCGACGAACACUUCCGCAAGGUCGUCCAGCAGAUGACCACCCUCAACUCUGCCGUGGCGCUCAUUGUGGAGGACUUCCAAGUUCACAUAGGCAAGCUGAUGCCAGCAUUCAAGCGUCGUCUGGAGAGGAACCAGGACCAUCCCGACCAGCUUCACCCUUUGCUGGUCGCGUUGGUGGCGGCGGCAGAUGAGUUUGACGUGAUCGCCAAAGGGUUCUUCUGCAGCUAG